AUGGCGCAGCCUCGCGAAUCAGGACGCGACACCCCAUUGGCCACAGAUUUCGAAGCAUGGUAUUUCAGCCAGCUACCAGCAAACGUCGUUACCCAAGUGUCAGGUGGAUUCUCUUCUACCCUGGAGGCAAGCUAUGUCAAUACCACCGCUCAAAUCGUUUCGGAGCACCCUUCUGGCACUUACCCACGGACACGCGCGCAGGAAAACAAUGUCGAUAUCUUAAGCUCUCUUGAUCCCCAAUCAGUCUUCUGGCCCCUCGCGAUAGGCGAGAAGAGGCCCGGCACAACACGCGUCUCAGAAGCACGGAGCGAGGUGUUGGAGCAUUACGUCCCGGUCGUCAAUGCCCAGCCGUCAGGAUAUGGCAACUCGUACUUCCGCCCCGAUAUCGAUACCUUGUUCGUCAUCAAUCACUCGUGCGGGUUGUCACAUUUCGAAGACGUCAAUCCUGUUGUUCUUGGAGCUCUUCGACACUUGGCAAUGAAUAUGGAGCAUGUGGAAAGACACAAGCCGAAGGCCGACUGCUGGACCACUUAUUUCAAUACUUUCAGUAGUCUCGAGAGUGUUGAAUUGAUAAUUGGACCCAAGAUCUACGACUGUUUAACUCCAAGUAACGACCCCACCAGCCAUGUUAAGUCAGUCAGGUACUUCAAGAAACCAGUCUCGGAGUGGCCAGAACAGGUGGUUAUGCUUGGAAACAAUCGGUACAUGGCUUUGGUGACAGAAGGUUAUCGUGCUUUUGGAUGUCGCAUGGAUAUGCAGCAGCAUCGACGUGGCUGGAGAGUACUGGUGAAAGCAGUGCAAAUUCACGCUGUCAAUAACCCUGCCUGGAUGCCUCCUCAGGUGGAUAUCAAAGGCGUUAAGUUGCUUUGA
Molecule: messenger RNA, 870 nt
Organism: Mollisia scopiformis
Lineage: Eukaryota; Fungi; Ascomycota; Leotiomycetes; Helotiales; Mollisiaceae
Exons: 5
Coding region: 1-870 (289 amino acids)
Source: RefSeq, a predicted model, not a curated record